Messenger RNA from Knipowitschia caucasica, 1002 nucleotides. Lineage: Eukaryota; Metazoa; Chordata; Actinopteri; Gobiiformes; Gobiidae. The record is from the annotation of a GenBank genome assembly.
AUGUCAUCAUACAGGCACCUGAGCUGUGGUUGGCUAUGGAGGCUUUGUGUUGUACUGCUGAAGCUCUCUCUGAGUUUGGCUGGACCUCUGCAAUCUCUAAACAGGACUGAGUGCACAGCCAAGGGUCCUGCGUCUUACAUCCUGGUCUUUACGGGUCACUGGAGUCCACAGGCCUUCCCCAAGCAAUAUCCAUUGUUCCGUCCUCCUGCUCAGUGGUCUAAACUCGUCGCACUCAGCCAUAAUCGUCAUUUUCAACUGUGGAAGGAGGGAGCUCCUGCCAGCGCGGGAGUGCAGAACUUUGCUGAAUUUGGAGUGACUGUGGAGAUUAUGAAGGGGGCCAAAGAGGCCAGAAAGAGGCGAGCCGUUGGUGCCAUGUACCGGACAGCCGGUGUCCCCAAUGGCAUCGGUCACAGCUCCACAGAACUGCUCAUGCUGCCUCGGACACCACUGCUGUCCCUGAUGGUGAAGGUGAUCCCCAGUCCUGACUGGUUUGUUGGUGCAGACAGCCUGGAUCUCUGUGAUGGGAACCAAUGGAAAGAGGAGGUGACCUUAGACCUUCAACCAUACGAUGCAGGGACAGACAGUGGCUUCACUUUCUCCUCUCCAAACUUUCCCUCAAGUCCGCCUGAAAACAUCACACAAAUCACAUCACAAAUGCCAAACCACCCUGCAAACUCCUUCUACUAUCCUCGGCUGAAGAAUCUCCCACCAAUGGCAAGCAUUAAGCUCACACGACAAAGAAGACAGCCCAACCGCCAGGCCGUCAUUUCAAAUCAUAUUCUGCCAAACUCAAUCAUUCCACAACGCUUCUCAUCUACUCCUCUGGACUGUGAAGUGUCCAUGUGGUCAUCAUGGGGUUUGUGUCUGGGACCCUGCUCCAAGGGGGGUGUUCGUCACCGAACCCGCUACAUCCUUCUGCCCCCGGCCAACACUGGGGACCCCUGUCCAGAGCUGGAGGAGCAGGCUGAAUGUGUACCACACAGCUGUCUAAAACGCCCUUAA